Messenger RNA from Angiostrongylus costaricensis, 969 nucleotides. The record is from the annotation of a GenBank genome assembly. Lineage: Eukaryota; Metazoa; Nematoda; Chromadorea; Rhabditida; Metastrongylidae.
AUGCAGCCUCCAUAUUCUUCAGAUGAGCCAACUAUUUUCGAAGACAGCAACUUAUCAAUGGACUCAACAGAGUCCUGUUCGGUUCCUUCAUCAGUGCAGGCAUCGUCUUCUCAGGAAACGGGAGAGACUAUUGACGCCGUUUUUUUUAAGUUGGAAGUGAAGGACCUGAUUGAAUACGAAUGGCCACUCAAGUCAGGCGAUAAGUAUUUCCUUCAAGAACAAGUUGGAGAUCUGUUGGAUAUCAAGUCUUUCUCAAGGAAGUUUCCUGAGAUGAGUCGUCGUAAAGUCGAAAAAGUCGAGAGAGAUUGGCUCUGCUCCACAUAUAAUAUUCAUCAAACAAUGAACGAGACGCAAUUGCGUGAUUUGUGUGCGAUGCGUUCAGUCGAAAUCCAUGAGUUGAUGGCCAGCGAAUAUCCAUCAAUAUAUCAAGAAUUUCAAAAGGUCACAGCUGAACGUCACAAAGCUUUGAUGGCUGAACAAGCAAAAGAGAUGGAAGCGAUAAAAAACGAUUCUAAAAAAUUGGCCGACCUACGUGAAAAGGCUAUGAGGAGUGCUGCUAACUUCAAUAAGGAUCUUCAAAUGACAAAGAAACUGGAACGCCAGCAUUAUUGGGACAUUCAAACUUCGAUUAUUCAAUCUGCCACGAAUAAAUGGCGUAAGCUUCCUGCAAAAUACACUAAACCAGACCCGUAUCCUGUAGCUCUCAUUCAUGGACAGUAUCAGAAUUAUUACAGAAGAUUCACUUCAAAAGAACUGCGUCGUCUUCCACUAGGCAGCGUUCUGGAUGGAGAGCACUUAUUUCCAGUUCAUCGGGAUCCCUCACCUCCUCCAAUCAAUGUUUCAGAGAAGGAUAUGCAAAGUGAGAUGAGAGUAGAGACCCCACGGGUUGAGCCAGCACGGAAAUCGGUUCGUAUAUAUUUCGUCUUCUUGUUGUACAUUCUAUUCCAAAGCAUUGUCAUUCCGAACUAG